AUGGGGCUCCGCAGGAAAAACAAGAGGCCGGAGGUGCUAAGCCAUGAGUUCGUCAUUCAGAACCAUGCGGAUACCGCAUCCUACCUGGUGAUGGGCCUCCUGCUGGGGCUCAUGUUUGAGGUCCCAGCCAAGUAUGCCAUCAUCUUUAUUGCUGUGCAGUACAAUGUCACCUAUACCACUGAUGACAACAGUGAGCAAUUUAAUUUUUAUGACUAUGGUCCAAAAGACAUUGCCACAAUCUUCUUCUACAUGCUCGUAGCUAUUAAUCUGCAUGCUGUAAUCCAGGAGUACGUAUUAGAUAAAAUUAAUAGACGUCUGCAUUUGUCAAAAACAAAGCACAGCAAAUUCAAUGAAUCUGGACAGCUAGCAUUUUUCUACUCAUUUUCAUUUAUAUGGGGAGCAAGUAUUUUGAAUGCAGAAGAAUUCAUGAUGAACCCAGCCUCGCUCUGGAAAGAUUAUCCCCAUUCUCGUAUGCUUUUUCAGGUAAAAUUCUUCUAUAUUUGCCAGAUAGCCUAUUGGCUUCAUGCACUGCCGGAGCUAUACUUCCAAAAGAUCCGAAAGGAAGAUAUUCCAAGGCAGCUAUGUUAUAUAUGCCUUUACAUUGCUCAUAUCUCUGGUGCCUAUAUAUUAAAUUUGCAGCAUUUGGGGCUAAUUCUGAUGAUACCUCACUAUUUAGUGGAACUAAUUUUUCAUGCCUCGCGUCUUUUCUACUUCAGUGAUGAAAACAAGCAGAAAGGAUUUACCAUUUGGGCUUUACUUUUUGUAAUGGUGCGUCUUUUGACUCUAACUUUAUCUGUCCUCACAUUUGGAUUUGGUCUGGCAAGAGUAGAGAAUCCAGGUUUUUCCAUAGCAGACGGAAACUUCAAUGUUCUCCCUGUGAGGAUUGGCUGCCUGGGUGCUGUUUGUCUAACACAAGCCUGGAUGAUGUGGAAAUUUAUAAAUUUUCAGCUGAAGAAAUGGAGAGAGCAUGUUAAGAACCAGAUUCCAAAGAAAAAAGUAACUAACACAAAGAACAAACGAACAAAAAAGGAACCAAACAGAGGUAAUUUUGUCAAUGGAGCAGCAAAAUUAGAAGGUGGAGCAUCGCCAAGAAAAUCAAAACCAGUAUGA
Molecule: messenger RNA, 1110 nt
Organism: Cariama cristata (Red-legged seriema)
Lineage: Eukaryota; Metazoa; Chordata; Aves; Cariamiformes; Cariamidae
Product: translocating chain-associated membrane protein 1-like 1
Exons: 11
Coding region: 1-1110 (369 amino acids)
Biological process (GO): protein insertion into ER membrane; SRP-dependent cotranslational protein targeting to membrane, translocation
Cellular component (GO): endoplasmic reticulum membrane
Source: RefSeq, a predicted model, not a curated record